AGUGUCACUAUAACACGAGGGGGUGAGGCACAGCGGGCAGUGCCUGAGCCAGUGCUGGCCACGAGGAGCUCCAGCCCUUCUCUCCAGACUCAGCCACAGAAACAGCCCACCCACCAUGUCGGACGAGGAAGUUGAACACGUGGAGGAGCAGUACGAGGAGGAAGAGGCCCAGGAGGAAGUCGCCCCUCCGCCUGCAGAAGUCCAUGAAGAAGUCCAUGAAGUUCAUGUACCAGAGGAAGUCCAAGAAGAGGAGAAGCCGAGACCCAAACUCACCGCUCCUAAGAUCCCGGAAGGGGAGAAAGUAGACUUUGAUGACAUCCAGAAGAAGCGCCAGAACAAAGACCUCUUGGAGCUGCAGGCUCUCAUCGACAGCCACUUUGAAGCCCGGAAAAAGGAGGAAGAGGAGCUGGUCGCCCUCAAGGAGAGAAUCGAGAAGCGCCGUGCGGAGAGAGCUGAACAGCAGAGGAUCCGGGCCGAGAAGGAGAGGGAGCGUCAGAACAGACUGGCGGAGGAGAAAGCUCGGAGGGAGGAGGAGGAGGCUAAGAGGAGAGCUGAGGAUGACUUGAAGAAGAAGAAGGCUCUGUCCUCCAUGGGCGCCAACUACAGCAGCUACCUGGCCAAGGCUGACCAGAAGAGAGGCAAGAAGCAGACAGCCCGGGAGAUGAAGAAGAAGAUUCUGGCUGAGAGACGCAAGCCACUCAACAUCGACCAUCUCGGCGACGACAAGCUGAGGGACAAGGCCAAGGAGCUCUGGGAGACUCUGUACCAGCUGGAGACCGACAAGUUCGAGUAUGGGGAGAAACUAAAGCGCCAGAAAUAUGAUAUCAUCAACCUCAGGAGUCGCAUCGACCAGGCCCAGAAGCACAGCAAGAAGGCUGGUGCCCCGGCCAAGGGCAAGGUCGGCGGGCGCUGGAAGUAAAGCAGUGCAGGAGGCCUCUCUGGGCAGAGACCCUCGGCCCAUGCAGCCCACAUGGCGGCUUCUGGACCCCAGGCCUGAGGGCGGAGGGCCCCCCCCUCAGCAUCCCCCUCAUCUCUGUCCUCGCUGCCCCCAUCCCCUGGGGUCUGUGAAUAAAGCUAGCAGACUCCCCUCCA
Messenger RNA from Ceratotherium simum simum (southern white rhinoceros), 1092 nucleotides. NCBI's taxonomy places the organism in Eukaryota, Metazoa, Chordata, Mammalia, Perissodactyla, Rhinocerotidae. The record is from RefSeq and is a predicted model, not a curated record.